GCCUCGGUAUCAGGAAGUGGCCCAGCCCUUUCCUUCCUGUGUUUUUGUUUCCUCCGCCAAAUGUGACCCUUUUCUACACAUUUUAGCUGAAAAACACAAGAUGUCUCGGACGGGGCAGCUCAUCCCCAGUCAGCAGAAGCUGGCGGAGAAGCUGACGGUGCUGAACGAUCGGGCCAUGGGCAUGCUGACGAGGAUAUAUAACAUCAAAAAGGCCUGUGGAGAUGUGAAGUCCAAACCUGCCUUCCUCUCAGACAAGAACCUGGAAGGAGCCAUCAAGUUCAUUGUCAGGAAGUUCCCACAUGUCGACUCCAAGAACAACUAUUGGACAAUGCCUUUUGUGCAGUCCCAGCUGCAGCAGGUCAACAACAUCAAGGGAGAGAUCAUGAAGCAGCUCUCACUCUACUACUUCACUUUUGUGGACGUUAUGGAUUUCAAGGACCAUGUCAGUGAGCUGCUCACAACAAUGGAUGCCUGUAAUGUUCAUUUUGACAUUACGACCAACUAUGACCUGACGAAGGGUUACCUGGACCUGAUCAUCUCGUAUGUGUCUCUGAUGCUCCUACUGGCGCGGAUAGAUGACAGGAAGGCAGUGCUGGGACUGUACAACUACGCACAUGACCUGACACAUGGCAAAGUGGAUCAGAACUUUGCCCGUCUAGGCCAGAUGAUCCUGGACUAUGAACAGCCAUUGAAGAAGUUACAGGAGGAAUUCACACCUCACAGCAAGCUGGUGGCCUGUGCCCUGUUGUCCCUACACCAAGUGUACCCCCGGCGGAACCUGCCUGCUGAACAGUGGAGACAGGCCCAGAUGCUGAGUCUGGUCAGUGCUCCAGGACAGAUGCUCAACCCUGCACAGAGCGAGACGAUGCCCUGUGAGUACCUGUCAGUGGAGACCAUGGAGAAGUGGAUCAUCUUUGGAUUCUUGCUGUGCCAUGGACAGCUGACACAGUCAGACUCUGCUGUUCAGCUGUGGCGACUUGCGCUGUCUGGGAACUACGUCAUCACGCUGUUCCGAGACGAGGUGCUGUACAUUCACAAGACUGUGGAGGGGGUGUUCGAGGGGAUCAAGGGGUACGGCAAGCGUGUAACUGAAACAAAGGAGUGUGCCAAUUAUGCUGUUGUUAACGCGGGUCCGUUUCACCGAGAGAGAAGAGCGUUCCUGCGUACAGCUCUGAAGGAGUUAGUGAUGAUUCUGGCUGACCAGCCUGGUUUACUGGGGCCCAAGGCUUUGUUUGUGUUUAUGGGUCUGUCGUUUGCUCGAGACGAGGUACUCUGGCUACUGAGACACUCAGAAAACCCUGCGCCCAAACUCAACAAGCGGCCCAACCCUGUGGAUUAUGAAGACAGACAACUGCCAGAGUUGCUGUACUACAUGGAAGAGUUGCGGGGACUUUUGCGGAAGUACAACCAGGUCAUGCAGCGGUACUACGUACAGUACCUGAACGGGUUUGACUCCAUCGUGCUCAACAACCUAGUCCAGAACGGAUUGCACCAGCCUCGCUUGCGUGCGAGAGAAAGUUUCAACAGCAAACGAAACCCCACGUGUCAGGAGGACUGGAAUCUGUCGGUGUGUCCAGAGGAUGAGUCUAUCAUCAUGUCAUCUUUUGUCAACACUAUGAAUGGCCUGUCUGUCAAACAAGUUGAGGAGGGGGAGAUAUUUGACUUCCGAGGAAUGAGACUGGACUGGUUCAGACUACAGGCCUACACCAGUGUUAGUCGAGCCCAGCUGGUUCUGAGAGAGAACCCUGAUCUAGCACGACUCAUGAACACCAUCACGUUCCACACAUACAUGGUGGACAGUCUGGAUGAGAUGGCUAAGGAGACAUCUGACCUCUCCACCUUCUGUUUUUACGGGCGUCUGUUUGAGCAGUACUUCCAGUGGUGCCUGGAGACACCGUCCCAGAUGCGCUACUCCAUCAGCUUCCCACUCAUCUGUUCCCACUUCAUGAACUGCACCCACGAGAUCUGUCCAGAGGAGGUAGUGCGACACCACAUUGGGGACCGUAGCCUGUCACAGGCCAACUUCUUCCUGGAUGAGAUGGCAAAGGAGGCCAAGAACAUCAUUACCUCUAUCUGUGAUGAACAGUGCAAGCUUGGAGAUCAGCUGUUGCCCAAGAAUGCUGCCAAGACCAUCAGUAUUGCCAUCGAGAGGAAGAGAAACCAGAACAAAGCCAAGAAGCUGCCACAGGAACCUGACAAACCUGGGAGGGAGAGCAUGCGCCGCUCUCGCACUGAUGUCACAAGCAUGGACAAACUGUACCUGAUGCUGACAGAGCUGUGUUCUGCCAUCAACUACACCCCGUCCAUCCAGGUGUGGGAACACACCUUUGCUCCCAGGGAGUACCUGACUCAACACCUGGAGUCCAGGUUCACAAAAGCCCUUGUAGGGAUGGUGAUGUACAACCCUGACUCUGGGGAGAUUGCCAAGCCUUCAGAACUACUCAACAGUGUGGAGGCCUACAUGGGAGUACUGCAGACCAUAGAGAAUUAUGUUCACCUAGACAUCACCAGGGUGUUCAACAACGUGUUGCUCCAACAGACCCAGCCCCAGGACAGCCAUGGAGACAAGACCAUCACAGCUCUCUACACUAACUGGUACUUGGAGGUACUGCUGAGAAGAGUGAGUACAGGACAGAUCAUGUUCUCACCCAACAGACAUGCCUUUGUCAACGUCGGCGUGGAUCCCAAUCAAGUGGCCGUAAAUGCUGAGGAGUUCUCAGAUAUCAGUGAACUGCGAUCCCUUGCUGAACUGUUGGGGCCUUAUGGAAUGAAGUUCCUGAAUGAGAGUUUGAUGUGGCACAUCUCCAGCCAGGUGGCAGAACUCAAGAAACUGGUGACCCAGAACAAGGAUGUGUUGACUACUUUGAGGACCCACUUUGACAAGCCAGCCUUGAUGGCAGAGCACUUCAACAGACUCAGAGAUGUUGACAAUGUGCUGAAGAGAGUCACUAUUGUUGGAGUCAUCCUUUCCUUCAAGACACUGGCUCAAGAUGCUCUGAAUGAUGUGCUGAAGAAACGCAUCCCAUUCCUGAUGAGCUCCAUCAUCGACUUCCAGAAACACUUCCCUGAGACACCUGAGAACAACAUGGUUCGUGUUGAGAUAGUGAAUGAGAUGGCAUCGGCAGCUGGCCUCCCCUGUGAUGUAGACCCAGCAUUGUGUGCUGCUCUCAGAGUACAGAAAUCUGAGAAUCCAGAUGAGGACUAUAAGAUAGCCUGUCUGCUGAUGGUGUUCAUUGCCGUCUCCUUACCGAUGCUGUCACUAGACUCCCAGUCUUCCUUCAGAGCAGACCUAGAAGGACAUACAAACAACAUCCACUGCCUGGCCAAGGCUGUUAACAGUAUCGCUGCAGCCAUGUUUACUAUAUAUGGGAAAGGCAGGGUGACCAUUGAGGAAAGGCUUAAAGAGUUCCUGGCUCUGGCCUCCUCCAGCCUGCUAAAGUUGGGACAGGAAACCGACAAGUUGGCCCUGCGGUCCCGCGAGUCAGUCUACCUGCUUCUGGACCAGAUUGUGAGGGAGUCCCCGUUCCUGACCAUGGACCUGUUGGAGUCCUGUUUCCCCUACGCUCUCCUGCGGAACUCCUACCACGCAGUACUGAGACACGACAACCGGAUGUAACGUAACAGACGCAGUCUAAACACACAGAGCAGCUUACGGACAUGUAUAGUAGCAUCGUGAUGCUGCCAAUUGUUUCUGAAAUGCACUGCGUGCAUGCACGAAGGACAUACGUGUACAAAUAUACUGUACAUGUAAACCACAGAUGAUCAGGUAUUGGAAUCUGCAAAUGUGCAAGAUCAUAAUCUACGAAACCGUGUAACCCUUGCCUGCAGAAAGAUAAUUCAUCAGAUUGGGGGUGUGGAGUUGCCUUUGGGUAUCUUAUCUAAGAAGGCUAAAUCAAUACUAACUUUGUUCUGAGAGAUACGAAUUCAUUUUCACAGGUUGGAUGAAAAUGGCAGUUGUGUGAUAUUGUCUACAAAUUAGUUUGUUUUAUUUAUGGGGUGCUAUAAUUAUAAUGUUUUUAAGGUAGCGAAUCAUUUCCACUGAAAGAUAUUUAAAGCAGAUCAUUCCUUAAGCUAGUAGAUGAUCAUAGGAUAAAUUAAAGGUUCAUUGCAAAGGACAUGGGUUAUAUUCUUUAGAUUUGGACAGAAUUCAUUUAUGAACAUUGUGUGUGUAUAUGGUAAGAUAAUACACAAUGUGUGUGAUGGCAGUGGUAUUGGAUAUUACUCCUGUGCUCAUUUUUAUACAAGUGUGUUGAGAACUUCAAAAUCUGUGUCAAAAAAUUGAAGAGAAGCCCUGAAGAGAAAAAUGUGAAGAAAUCCUGCAUUCAAUGUAUGACUUGCUGUCUUCCGUACUGUGUUAGUUAAGUGUUAGAUUUUCCAAAGUAACGGCAAACAUGACACAGUGACGAGAAUGUAAUUGUACCAUGUAUCAUGCCAUGUUGACAGCUGGUAUAUCUAACCAUACUUGCAUAGUCUUAACUUCAACAUUGGAGACUUACAUUGUAUGGCAGCAUGUUGUGUUGAAACUUUUAGGUUUGAAUGUGAGAUUUAAAAGCCAUGAAGAGGCAUUGAGUCUGGUUGUAUGCUUGCCCUGUAGUUCCUUUCUGUAUGAUAAUAUCUCCUUAUUAUUUUGUAACAAAAUUUGGUAUUCAUGUAUAUAGGCUCCAUAAUGAUAGAUUCAAUGUCUUUUCCAUUUGAAUAUGUGGACAAUGAUUGGUGGUUGAAAAAUCUGGAAAAAUCCAAAAACUAAGUGUCAAAUUGGUUUGAACAAAAUAACAUGUAUUACAUUGUAUCUUUACCAGGUAGCAAGGGUAUAUAAUACAAUUCUCAUGCUAUUCCUUGUACAAAAAGUCAUGAUCAUUUGGCCUACAGUAUCUCAACAUAGAACUUGACUUGGAAUAAAAUCUAACAUCUCACUCAUUUGUGGUUUGUCUUUACUUUUUAUAAUGGCAAAACAUAAU
This is a messenger RNA of Branchiostoma belcheri (Belcher's lancelet), 4958 nucleotides long. RefSeq names its product nck-associated protein 1-like. Bases 101 to 3616 code for a protein of 1171 amino acids. NCBI's taxonomy places the organism in Eukaryota, Metazoa, Chordata, Leptocardii, Amphioxiformes, Branchiostomatidae. Gene Ontology annotation, biological process: neuron projection morphogenesis; cell migration; cell morphogenesis. The transcript has 35 exons. The record is from RefSeq and is a predicted model, not a curated record. Gene Ontology annotation, cellular component: SCAR complex.